Molecule: messenger RNA, 2893 nt
Organism: Meriones unguiculatus (Mongolian gerbil)
Lineage: Eukaryota; Metazoa; Chordata; Mammalia; Rodentia; Muridae
Gene: Slain1
Product: SLAIN motif family member 1
Exons: 8
Coding region: 142-1992 (616 amino acids)
Biological process (GO): microtubule nucleation; cytoplasmic microtubule organization; positive regulation of microtubule polymerization
Cellular component (GO): microtubule plus-end
Source: RefSeq, a predicted model, not a curated record
GGAGCCGCCAGCGCAGAGCCCGGUGCAGAGCCGCUCGGCCGCGGUUGCCUCGGCGGGAGGCCCGGCCCUGGUGCUGAUGCUGGUAGGCUGUGCGAGCUGGGCCCGCGCAGCCUCCUCGCCGCGGUGCUCGGGGCUCCCGCGAUGAUGGCGGAGCAGGUGAAAUGCGCCUCGCCGGUGGCGGGCUCCGGCGCGGGCUCCGGGCCGGUGGUGAACGCCGAGCUGGAGGUGAAGAAGCUGCAGGAGCUGGUGCGCAAGCUGGAGAAGCAGAACGAGCAGCUACGCAGCCGGGCGGCCAGCGCGGCCGCCGCCCCGCACCUGCUGCUGCUGCCGCCGCCGCCGCCCUCCGCGCCGCCGCCGGCCGGGGCCUGCAGCCCGCUCGCCCCGCACAGGGCCCCGGCCGGCACGGCCGCCCCGGGCCCGGGGGCGCUGGGCCCCGCGUUCCCGGGGACCUACUGCUUGCCCAGCCCUGCGCCCUCCCUGCUCUGCAGCCUGCCGCCCGCCGACUCGCCCUUCGUCUACUCCAAGCCGGCGGCGGGCUUCUUCGGCGGGGGUGGCAGCCCGGAGCCGGGGACCGCGGGGACCCCGCCGGGGGAAGCCUCCACGCCGCCCUUGCCGCCUCCAACGCUGCUGGACGAGGUGGAGCCGCUGGACCUGGAGAGCCUGGCCGCCUGGAGCGAGGAGGACCAAUACACCUGGUUAUACGUUGGCUCUUCGAAGACAUUCACCUCACCAGAGAAGUCCCAGAAUCCUUUACAGUGGUGUAGACAUGUCCUAGAUAAUCCCACUCCUGAGAUGGAAGCAGCCAGACGCUCCCUGCGCUUCAGACUGGAGCAAGCGAGCCGAUGGCGGAAUCUCUUCUCUUCACCUGCCUCCCUGGCUUUCCCUUAUAGUCCUGUUGCAAGACUCAGCCCUUAUAGCAAUGGCAUUAGUACUCCCAGCUCCUCUAAAUCCUCCAGCAAAGCAAUACUAACACCUGAAAGAACAGGUUACACCUCCAGAGGCUCUCCUCUCAGCCCGCAGUCGUCUAUUGACAGUGAGCUGAGUACUUCCGAAUUGGAGGAUGAUUCCAUAUCCAUGGGAUAUAAGUUACAGGACCUCACUGAUGUUCAGAUCAUGGCUCGGCUGCAAGAAGAGAGUCUCAGGCAAGACUAUGCUUCCACGUCAGCAUCUGUAUCCAGACACAGCUCCAGCGUGUCACUGAGUUCAGGAAAGAAAGGGACAUGUAGUGACCAAGAAUACGAUCGGUACAGCCUGGAGGACGAGGAAGAGUUUGAUCACCUGCCACCACCUCAGCCUCGUCUUCCGAGGUGUUCACCCUUCCAAAGAGGAAUUCCCCACUCACAGACUUUCUCCAGCAUUCGGGAUUGUAGGCGGAGCCCCAGUUCCCAGUAUUUUCCUUCAAAUAACUUCCAGCAGCCACAGUAUUAUUCACCUCAAGCCCAAACUCCAGAUCAGCAACCAAAUAGGACCAAUGCAGAUAAGCUACGAAGAAGUAUGCCUAACCUGGCCCGGAUGCCGAGCACCACCGCCGUCAGUAGCACCCUCAGCUCUCCUGUGGCAGUGAGGAGCAGUCAGAGCUUCGACUCAAGCUUGCAUGGAGCUGGCAGUGGGGUUUCCAGGGUCCCGUCCUGCAUUCCAUCCCCAGGUCAGAUCCAGCACAGAGUUCACAGCGUGGGCCAUUUCCCAGUGCCGGUGCGGCAGCCCCUGAAGGCCACAGCCUAUGUGAGUCCUACCGUUCAGGGCAGCAGCAGCAUGCCCGCAUCCAAUGGCAUGCAGUUAUAUUCCAACACGGGCAUCCCCACGCCAAGCAAAGCCGCAGCUCCUGGGAUCCUGGGCCGCAGUGCGCUUCCGAGACCUUCACUGGCAAUAAAUGGGGGUAACCUGCCUCGGAGCAAAAUUGCACAGCCUGUGAGAAGCUUCCUGCAGCCCCCCAAGCCCCUGUCUUCACUCAGCACACUGAGGGAUGGAAAUUGGAGAGAUGGUUGCUACUGAGGCAGUUUUAUGGACCCUUGAAGACUGGGAAAGAAGUGAAAAUGAGGGUAGUGUUACCUAGCUGGCUGGGUAGCAGUGGAUGCUGGGAUAUUCUUUCCCUGUCACAUUUUAGCAUAUGUACUGCAUUAUUUCCCCGUGGACCAAUCACCAGAGACUAAUGAUUGCACUUACUCUCUGCCUGAGAUACUGCAGCGCUUUCAAACCUGUGGCUGCAGUAUUGUUACACUUAGAUCUAGGAAGUUUUUGUAGAACUGCUCUGUACCUGAAUACUUUUUGAAAGAAUUGAGACGUAUCAAUAAUGCUUUGCCAUAUGAGGUUUUUAAAGUACCUUGUUCAUUUUACUUACAUGUUCUAAACACCUUUCCAUUACAUGUUCUGGAUUUUACUACAUUGCAUAUUUACAACUAGGUUCUAUAACAUGGUUUGAAUUUUAAUUUUUUUAUAGUUUACAGGAAUUUUUAUUUUUUGUGCCUAUUUCUUUUUAUGCCUAUGUGAACCACUAUGGAACAAGUUAAAUUUUGUGCCAUAAAAAUAUUUUUGUGGUAAGGUACUAUUUUUUUAGCUCUAGGGGUAUGUCAGCAAAAAUACACCAUACAAUUCGAGACAUAAUUUUACGUUGAAUGAGCACAAUUUAGUCUAAAGCAUUGCAAGGAGACAGCCAGAUGGCAGAGUUAAACAGUCUUGUCUUUUUCAUUGUUAAUUUAUUGUCUUACAUGAGUUUCAUAUUUAUGAUGGUAUCACAAGCUCAUUGCACUUAAGACCUGCAAUGUUUGCUACUCAAACACAAUUGAUUUUCAAUACUUUAUUACAAAGGAUGAAACUGUAAUGUUUUAUUAACAACGCUUCUGGAAAUGGAUGCAUUUUAAAGCAAAUAAAUCUUUUUGAUAGACCUUUUACAAAA